This is a messenger RNA of Felis catus (domestic cat), 830 nucleotides long. RefSeq names its product keratin-associated protein 12-1-like. The transcript has a single exon. Lineage: Eukaryota; Metazoa; Chordata; Mammalia; Carnivora; Felidae. Bases 273 to 560 code for a protein of 95 amino acids. The record is from RefSeq and is a predicted model, not a curated record.
GCGCCAGUGACACACUCGGGCAGGUUUCCAAGUGCAACACGAGCGUGGGGAGGGGCAGUUAGUCACGCGGGCGAGCGCCAAACAAACAAAACACGUGCAACAGAAAACUAAGUUCUGGGAGACGGCCCGGAAGCAGCACAAACCAGGAAGACAACUGUUCUGUCCCGUGUUGCCGGGACGCCCACGGCCCAGUAUAAAGGCGGCCCAGGCAAGGAGCCUCCAGACGUCCCCGCCCUCCUCCCUCCCGGACACCGGCCGAGCCCCACGCCAACAUGUGCCACACCAGCUGCUCCGCGGGCUGCCAGGCUUCCUGCGGCUCCUCCGGCCCCUGCCAGGCGUCCUGCUGUGUGCCCGUGAGCUGCAAGCCCGUGUGCGUGCCCGUGAGCUGCAGACUUGUCGUGUGCGUGCCCGUGAGCUGCAGGCCCACGUGUGUGCCCUCCUGCCAGUCCUCCGUGUGCGUGCCCGUGAGCUGCAAGCCCGAGUGUGUGCCCUCCUGCCGGCCCUCCUGCCCCACCCUGGUCUGCAGACCCGUGUGCUGUAGCUCCCCGUGCUGCUUCUGACCAGGGGUCUCCUAACACCUGCUCUGGGGGCAGAGGGGGCCCCACCCGUGCCCCUCCGGUGAGGACCAAGUCUUCGCCCGGCCUCCAGUUCUGCACGUGGCAGCUCAAACAUUCCCGAUGAGUCGUCUGAACCCUGGGGCGAGGACGGAGCAGGACGAGCCGGAUCCCCCUGUGACCCUGCGUGUCUCCGCCAGGGUCCUUCUCUGUCUCCGGCAGGGAACCCAGCCCGUGUGAGCCCAAUAAAUCGUGCCUUCCUGAGGCAGCUUUCUA